AUGUUUUUGAAAUAUAGUGGGAUUCCUCCUGUAACAAUCACCGAACCUAAUUCAGUAGUUUCCUUCUGUUGGACAUAUUUUACAAUUUAUGCGGUACGGCGCUCUCAUUCGAAACAUUCACGUUGUCGGUCGUUGUUGCCGAAUUCACCAAUGUCUACACAACCAAUAUCCAGGCAUCGAAAACAACAUUUUCCACGUUUAGAACGUCGAAAAUUAAUCACUCCCUUGUCAUCAUCACAAACACUUCCUUUACAUGAUUAUGAUUCUGACGACGAUCCAGUUUAUAUGCCAAAACAUCCUACAAGAAGUUCAUUGAUUUCUACUACUACUCCUACUACCAAUAAUAGUAAUAAUCCCAAACCAUUUCGUUCAUUGAAUAAUAAUAAAAUCGAUUGUAAAGAUCCAUCGAAUACUGCAACCACAUCAUCAUCAUCAUCAUCGUCAUCAUCAACAACAACUGGUCGUCCAGACAAACGUGCACGUGAUGAACACAAUGAACAAGAACGUAGUCGUCGACGUGAAUUAGCUGUGAUCUAUGAAUUAAUCCGGUGUAGUUUUACCAAUGAUGAUUUACGUUAUCUCGGCCAGUGUAAUGGUCCAAAAUCCAUUGAUAAAUUAUCUUAUCCACAAGUUUUACAAAUUGCUUAUCAAUUAAUUCGUGAAGAACAGCAUAAUUUAACAUUAUUUGAAAAAUCUUUAAAUGAUUUAAAAGUUAUUGAAAAAGAAUUUGUACGUGUUGGUUUGCCAGUGCCGGAACGACCAAAAUCUCCUUAUAUACUGGAUACAUAUCGUAAAAUGAUACAACUUGUUGAUAAUUUAUUACGUCAUGAUAAACUUGCUCGUUCCAUUGACGGUGUCUACGAAGUGACUCCAGCUGAACGUGCAGCUAUCGGUGAUCAAGAAUUGUCAUUCCUACUACCACGUUCACAUCAUCAUCACGUUCAUCCUCAUCAUCAUCAGCAUCAACAGCAUCCGCACCAUCCGCAUCAUACAUCUACAACUCCUAUGACAGAUUAUUCACAUCGAUUAAUGAAAGGCCGGAAAUUAUUCAAUUUCGCCAAUCGAUCUAAUUACACUGAGAAUUAUUUAGAAGAACGUGAUGAUACAGUGAGAAAUUGUUUCUCCACCAAUUGGUCCACCACUACCUCUGGUAUUCCAACCAAAUUCAAACGAUCCUCUUCUUCCGCAUCGCUGGAUUAUGCUGUGGAAGAGGAGGACACUGACUCGAAUCUUUUGCCGCCUACGCCACCACCUCACCCUCCUCCUCCUCCUCCUGCAUCGUCCACGAAUCGUGUUCGGAAUACUCUGACUGCCACUGCCGCCGCUGCCGUUCCUGCCAGUACCAUUACCACUUCUACUAUUACUACUACUAACAAUAACAACAACUUAAAUACUACUAAUAGUAGUAGUGGUAUCAGUAUCAAUAAUCAUUGGUUAGACGAUCCAGAAUACUUGGACAUUUUAUCCAAAUUCAAAGAUGAUCCUCAUCUAUCUUAUGAAUUCGAUACAACACCAAUUGAAGAGCUGGAUGAUGACGAUGCUGGCAUCGAUGUGGAUGUGGAUGUCGAUGGUCUAUUGUUGAAUUUCGUGUCGGAUGAAUUAUUGAACUAG
This is a messenger RNA of Schistosoma turkestanicum, 1611 nucleotides long. The record is from the annotation of a GenBank genome assembly. Lineage: Eukaryota; Metazoa; Platyhelminthes; Trematoda; Strigeidida; Schistosomatidae.